This is a messenger RNA of Rhododendron vialii, 2480 nucleotides long. RefSeq names its product OVARIAN TUMOR DOMAIN-containing deubiquitinating enzyme 6. NCBI's taxonomy places the organism in Eukaryota, Viridiplantae, Streptophyta, Magnoliopsida, Ericales, Ericaceae. Gene Ontology annotation, biological process: protein deubiquitination. Gene Ontology annotation, molecular function: K63-linked deubiquitinase activity; cysteine-type deubiquitinase activity. The record is from RefSeq and is a predicted model, not a curated record. The transcript is spliced from 9 exons. The coding region runs from base 648 to 2237 and encodes 529 amino acids.
UGAAUUUGCAUCUUGACGCCUUCAACCCGACACACUUAUGUGACCCAUAAAAUGUGAGACACACGAGCAUUAGUCCUGGAACAUGGGAUAAUCUCUCAAAACCAUUAAAACCCAGCCUCCCAUUAAUCUCAUUUCCCCUCUCUCUCUAUCUCCGUCAAAACACAACUAUCAUUCUCUCUCUCUACUCUCUCCUUCGUCGUGAAGUAAUCCUUUGUUUCGCUUUCACAGAAACCCGAGACAUACAAUCAAUCCUCCCUCUUUUUAUCUCUUUCUCUCUCACUCUCUUUGCUCUAAAGUAAUUCUUGACUUCAGAUUCGAACUCGACUUCAUUCAGCUAGGGCUUUUGGGAGGAAAAUUCCUCGGGCCUGUAAUCAGGGUAAAAAUUCGAGCACUUUAGAGGGUUUUUCUUGUUUAAAGUUUUGAGCUUUUUCAAGGUUUCAUGAGAAUUGUUAGGGGAAUGCAGAGAUUGAUUCGCGGCGAACCGGGUUGGAGCAAAUCAUUGUUUAGCGGAGGGAUUGGCUUUACCUUGCCUAAGGCCAGGACACGAGACAAAUUGAAACUUAGGGUUUUACACCUUUAAAUUUUGGUUUGUUUAGGGAAAUUAAAAUACGGGUCUGUCAAGUGUCUUAAAAUCUUGAAGAGACAAGAUGACCCGGAUUUUGGUUCAGCGAGGUUCAGCUGGUGGUUCGUCAUCGUCAAACCCUAACAGGUCAUCGGCGGUGGCGGGACCCAGUUCUUCUACUUCGGCUCCGGCGGCUCAGCCGCAAGUUAACCUUCCUCUGGUUGCUUCAGCUGGAAAAGAUGAAGAAAUCGUAGGGGAUUUGCAGGAACAGGUUGUUGUGGAUGAUUUUGUCGAGUAUUUCGGUAGUGGUGAUAUUAAGGCGGCUAGAAGUGAUGAUCUUUCACAAGAAAGCUCUCAUGAUGUUUACAAGGAUGAUGAUGAAAUCAAUGAUAGUGAGAAAGUUAGGAUUGAGGACGAUGAUUUGACAAGUGGAUUAGGUGAGUUACAAAUUAUGGGAAAUGAAACUGAGGGAUCCAGUGGUGGUUCUUUGCAGAGGGUUUGUGGGAGCUCUUGUCCACCACCACCUCCUGUCCCUCCCCCAAAGCCUUCCUCAGGAAACUCGAGUUCUAGGAGAUUUGUUACGUUGGGUAGUUCGAAUUCUCCACGGAUUGGAUCAUCUAGAAGAGCAAGUGCGUGGCCUAUUGUUUCAACUAGAACUUCACCAACCGGGUCAAGGCCUUCUUCGCCGAGGUCUCAUUGUGAAGCUGAAGGGUAUAAUAGUGCUGAUGAACAAAGCCCUUGCUUUGGGUCCUGCUAUGAUGAUGCUGAGAGGGAACGCCAAUUUGAGAUUGAUAUUAGAAGGGCCAAAGGUUUGGAAGUUAAACGAAUGAUGGAGGAUGGGAACUGCCUCUUUCGUGCUGUUGCAGAUCAAGUAUAUGGGGACUCCGAAGGUUAUGAUUUGGUCAGACAAAUGUGCAUUGAUUAUAUGGAGCGGGAGAGAGACCACUUUUCGCAAUUUAUAACGGAAGGUUUCAUGUCUUAUUGCAAGAGGAAGAGGAGAGAUAAGGUUUAUGGAAACAACGUGGAAAUCCAAGCAUUGGCCGAAAUGUAUAAUCGUCCUAUUCAUAUUUAUUCCUACGGCACAGAGCCUAUCAACAUAUUCCAUGGAAGCUAUGAUACAGACACUCCUCCCAUACGAUUAAGUUAUCACCAUGGGAAUCAUUACAACUCACUUGUUGAUCCACGGCGGCUGGCCAUUGGUGCAGGGCUUGGAUUUAGCUCUCUGCGGGGGAGAAAUGUUGACACAGAUCAAGUCAAGGCUGCUAUCAAAGCUCAACAAGACCAACAGAUUGAUAAUGCACUCCUAGCAGAAGGCCGAUUUUUCUCGGAUCUUGAGCUCACGGAAAAAGAGAUUGAGCGUAUGGUAAUGGAAGCUUCUCGGGCUGAAUAUCUUUCUGAUGACAAGUUCAAGCAGCAACUCGGUUGCCAAGAAUCCUCCACUUCUGGUGCUGAACCAUCAUCAUCUGGGGCUAGGUCUUCUGGGAGUGAUACCAAGGCGGGUGCUCUGGCGGAUGCUGUUCUCAGUAGCAGCAUGCAAAUAGUGCUGUCAAUGGGGUUCAGCUAUCUGCAAGUGAUCGAAGCUUACAGCAUAUUUGGAGACGAUGUUGAUUCCAUGGUUUGCUACCUUCUGGAGACUGGCAAUAGCAGCAGGCGCAAAGGUAAGGCCACUGAAUGAGCAAGGUUGAGUGAUAUUUUGGAUUAAAUUGGCUUUUGCUUUUGGAGGAUUGUAAUUUGGGGAAGGAAAAUUCUCACUUCCGAAUAGGACAUGCUUUUGGAACUCUAAAUAUGCUAGUUAACUGUUAACUUGAGUUUCGAGACUGCUAAUUAUAGAGUUAGCUGGAAUAUUUGAACUCCCUGGAGCAUUUUGUUUAUAUGGUGAUGGGAACAUCUGAAUGUAGCUGAUUUAUUUUCUUGUUGA